Molecule: messenger RNA, 6305 nt
Organism: Carcharodon carcharias (great white shark)
Lineage: Eukaryota; Metazoa; Chordata; Chondrichthyes; Lamniformes; Lamnidae
Gene: cfap65
Product: cilia and flagella associated protein 65
Exons: 34
Coding region: 74-6010 (1978 amino acids)
Source: RefSeq, a predicted model, not a curated record
CGAAGCCCCCCCCCACAGGGCUAUUUGGAGAUUGGGAUCCCCUCAAGGACACAAGGUGGAAUAGUGUUUAAAUAUGUUGACCUCGUCGUGUUCCAUGAAUUCUGUUCCUUUUCAAGACGUGGCACUGAAAGCCUAUAGUAAGUGGAAUAUUCACAGUCUAGCCAGUUCCGAAAUCUCAGGAAGGAAGAAGAGCAAGGGAAUCAAAUCAAACUUUUAUGGAAUUGAAGUCUUGGAGCAUCUGGAAUGGCUGAACUGGGACCUGGGGAUAGCAUCCACCAAACAUCUAGUAUUAAAGAAUGUCCAGUUCAAAACUCAAAAACUCAAGUACAGACCUCCAUCCACUGAAUUUUUCACUACGCUGUUCCCACAGCCAGUGGCCUUGGGUGCAGGGACCUCAUACUCUCUGCCAAUCACUUUUUGUGGUCUUGAGAAGAAAGACUAUGAGGAUCGCAUUGUGUUUGAGUCGAAAAAUGGGUCAUUUACUGUUCGCCUGCUUGCUUCUCUGCCCUCCCAUGACCUGCAGAUCCCUGGAUUGGUAGUCUUGCCAGCCUGUGGAGUCUUCGAAAGCUCAGAGUCCACAUUUUACUUGCACAACAAAAGUCAGCUAUCAACACGCUUCCAUUUGGAAGUGCCCAGCCCAUUCUUCCUAGUACCAUCUAGUGGCAUACUGCCACCAUGGGAUGACUACAAGAUCAAGGUUAUGUUCCAGCCCCAGGUCCCUAAAUUCUUUGAUGCGGUUGCCACCUGCAAGUUUGGAGAUGAUGAAUCUGAGAAAUACAUGAAGCUGCAAGCUUUAGCCAAGUACCCUCAUCUUUUGGUGAGUGAGAAAGGUGAAAUGUCCCAGACAUCUGGGCAGGAGGAUACAAAGAGCAUCCUAAACUUUGGGCACGUUGCUAUUGGCAGCACAGCUGAGAGGUAUAUGGAGAUUCAUAACUACUCGACGGUGAACACUUCGUUUCGAAUCAUGCAAUUUGGGCGCCCUGCACCUUUUCAUUCUGAAUUCACGUGUGAGGUCAGGGAGGGCACUGUCCAAGCCAACAGCAGUUACCAGAUCCUCAUCAUGUUCACGCCACAGACAGUUGGCACUCAGAGCGUCGAUUACUUCCACGUGACACGGCCCUGCAACAGCUCUACGUCAGUGCUGAAGGUGAUCGGAUCAUGCAAAGGUCCGGUGGUGUCGCUUGCAGACCUGAAGCUGACUUUCGGUUGCGUGUUCCUUGGCGAGACAGUGACUUACGCUACCGAAAUCAGUAACACGUCGGAUGUACCAACCUUUUACCAAUUUGAAAUUGAUUGCAGCCAGAGCGUGUUUGUCAUUGAUCAGCCAUGUGGUGUUCUGGGAGGGGAGUCCACGCAGAGGCUAAGGGUGACAUUCCGACCCUCCCAUCCCAUAAACUACUACAGAAGGGUGGCUUGCCUCAUCCACCAUCAGGACCCUUUGUUCCUGGAUUUAAUCGGUACUUGCCACUCAGACCAGACGAUGCCAGCGAUUCUGAAAUUCAAACACAUCGAACUGUACCAUACCAACAUGGUACGUGGACUCACAUUCUACCCACCUGACAUACUGAGUAUGAUGUUGCAGGAAAGCAAGCUGCAGCUUGAAUCUGAUGGCACCCUGAUGCUGGCUCCUGAGCAAUGUUGCAUGACUGCAGAGAAUGACAACGAGGACUGUACAAAGGCUCCAGUAUUGUUCCCCAAUAUUCCUUCAAUUGUUGAGUAUUUUGAUGAUGGUAUCCAAAGCGAUGUUACCAUGUUUCCACCUCACGUCUCAGUCAACGAAAGGGCGUUAGAUUUUGGCAAGUGCCUGGAACUCGACCAGAUCGCUCCUCUGCCCCUCUGUAUGAUGAACCACACGAAAGGCAAGGUCACCGUCGUCUGGACGUCAACACCAGGCAGCAUCUUCACCGUGAUACCUCAGACCAUUGACAUCCCCCCCUUAAAGAAUAUGGCUUUUCGCGUCCACUUUGCUCCUGAUAAGCUCAGCAUGCUAUAUGCUGCUGAACUGGAAUGCUUUGCUUAUUAUAAGGUCAUGCGUGAUCACCGUUUUGUAGAUGACAACACAUUCUGUCCACCAUGGUCCCUCACAGUAAACGUGCAAGGGAACACGUUCCAGCCAGGACAUGAACAUUUCGUUCCCAAAUACAUCCUCGACUCUUCUGAAGUAGUGUUGCCAGGAGUGAAUGAGAAAGGAACAGUCUACAAGACCCUGCUGCUCAAGAAUACAGGGAACAUGCUCAUCGCCUUUUCUGUGGAUACACAGCAUGAAACUGCCAUCAAAAUCAAACCAACUAGAAGUUUUGUGCUCCCUCAAGCUUAUCAGAUAUUGACAUUGAGAGGAAGCCCCCAGAAUGAGAGCCUUACCAAACACACACUGCUGUUACACCUGAAUGCCUCAGAGAAAUACUCUCAGGAGAUUAGGUUGUACUCCACUGUAGAAAAGCCGCUAUUGACUCUGGAUGGAAAUGGGUAUCUGUACUUUAAGCCGACAUGUGUAGGCACCUUAUCAGAACGAUCCUAUCUCAUUAAGAAUGUGUCUCGGAUGCCGCUGUAUUUUCAGUGGAAGAUAUCGGCAGCUCAAUCCAAGGUCCUGUCUGUCAAACCAGUCUUUGGAAUCAUCCAGGCCAAUGAAUCACUGGCACAGACUUGGUCUUUCUAUCCACAAGAACAUCGGAAGUAUUUCCUGAAACCUGACAUUUUCUUAUGGGGUGUGAAAGGCCCACACUGCCCAGACCAAGGGAAGAAGAUUCGCCUCACCCUCAGGGUUAUCAGUGAAGGAUCAAAGGGCACAAUUAUGGCUGAGAAACAGCAUAUAGAUUUGGGAGACAUCCUGAUUGGCAAUAUUAAGUCAGGUGACCUUGUACUGAUCAAUAAGGAACCAUGCUCUUUGAACUUUGAGCUGAACGUGAAGCAGAACAUCACUGGACUAUGUGACCCUGAUGAGGUUAUGAAAGAUUCGAUGGCUUUUAAACUGAAUUAUCACCAUGGCACAAUACCUGCAAAGUCAAAAGUUUGUUUCAGGUUCACCGUCCGGCCUGUUCGAAGGCUUCGUUACUCCUGGACAAUUAGUUCCAAGAUUCUCUCUGCUAAAGUGCUGGAGCCUGAUGAAAGUGAGGAGGGAAAGCCUUUGUGUUGCGUGACAGCAGACGGCGUCUAUCCAAUGAUAUUCAUCUCGGAUGCUCGUUGCCUCGGGAGCAUAAGUGGCAUCAGCAAGCAGCAGCUCUGGCGACUCUUCUCACUAGACACACUUAAUGAGUACCUGCAGCGUGAUCCCACAGAGGGCGAGCUGCUGUACCGGGUACCGACCAGACACAGCACAAAUCGAUGCCCCUCUGUGUCCACACCAGUGAUGGUGAACUUCAACUUUGGAGCAGCGCCCAUUUGCUCAGACCCAUCCAUUGUUCUGCUAAGGUUGGAGAACAAAGAGAUGACACCCGCCAGCUGGGCCUUCCUGUUUCCAAAGGACCAACAGCUCGACCUGGAGUACUGGACAGAGACCGGAGAAUUCGACCCCAUUGAACUGCACGAGAUGAGGAUCGACGAUAAUCGACUCUUCACUGUGGAACCAAAAUCUGGAUGCCUGCUUCCUGGACAGCGAGAAAUCAUUCAACUCACUUACAGGCAUGAAUAUACAGGCACUGAUCGGUUCCCUGUUCUGCUGAAACUUUCACACGGCCGUGAAAUUCUGUUAAAUUUCAUCGGUAUCACGGUGCCCAAAGAUCAUUGCUACAUUCACUUCCUUGUCACUCAUCAUCAGUUUGCACCUGUUUGUAUCAGCACUUCCAACCCACCCAAGCAGAUUUACGAGCUGUACAAUGGUGGCUCACUGCGAGUGAUAUAUGACAUCCAGAUGGAUUCUGUGAGAGAAGUUCAGGAGCAGAAUUACAACCAUCCCAUCUUUCAGUGCCUGAACCCACGUGGAGAGAUCAUGGCGGGGAUGACUGCUUACAUUGAGUGGAUUUUCUCGCCACUUGAGGCUCGAUCUUAUUUGGUGAACGUCCCCAUUCACAUCCUUGGUGGUGAUUCUGCCUUGGUGACCUUCACAGGUAUUGGGUACGACAAGCGGGUCCUAGGCAGCUGUGCCUCUUUCAAUGACCCAUCUUCAUACUUUGGAGCUCCGGCUGUUCAGCGAGCACCAGUCCUUGGGCAGCUAAUGUUUUUGUCGGAAGAGCGGAUUUCUUUUGGAAAUGUUCCCGUCUUCACAAAAUCAAGCCGCAUGAUCUUUCUGUACAACGUUUCUCAGACAGAAGUCAUUUCAUACAGCUGGCACUCAACAUCAGAACAUAUCAGUGAGGUAUUGAAUGUUACUCCUGUCUGUGGAGUACUUCAUCCUGGAGACAACAUACAUUGUAUUGUCACACUGAGUACACAUAAAAACCCUUGCUUCUAUGACUUGGAUCUAAUCUGUGAGGUUUAUUCCAAGCGACAGGUAACACAGUACCAGAAGGAACUCCAGGACUGGGAGAAAGAGAAGGACCGGCGGCAGGUCGAGUUCACUAUUACAGAACGGGGUCUGCAGGACAACCAGCAGCCGGCGCGCCAAAGACAGUGUUGCAGAUACUUACAAGAAAGUCACAGGAAGACACAAAAGAUCACAGGCCCGAAGAUUAUAAAGUACAAGACACUCCCGCCAAUCAAGGAACCGACGGAAACAUGGGAAGGUCAACAUGAUGGAAAAUCAGUUCCUGGAAUGUGGCUGAAACCGACGCCAGCUAAACCAUUCCUGCUGCACCUAGGAGUCACUGCCAGAUCCCACUCCAUGGAGGAAUUUCACAAGAACUUUCCAAAUGAGGUUCCUAAGCACUACAUUAUGAGAAACCUCAUUUCCGAACCACUCUCGCGACCUGGAUGCAGUGGGAAAAUUUGGGGCAAGUGGGAGAACAAUUCAGCUGAUCCCCUCUUGUCUGCCUCACAAGAAGACAUGAAGCUUGUAACUGACAUCCUCACAACAGUCCUCAGGUGUCUGCAGGAAGACAUUCACUUUCAACGUGUACUGGUUGAAGCAACUGCUGAACCCAUCCCUUAUUACAGGCAGUUCUGGAGUGAGGAAGGUGAGGAAUUGGCCAUGAAGGACAGUGAGCUUCCCAAUGUUAAGGACGCAGACUCUGAUCGGGGCCAGGAGUCAGACAAUAUCCAACCCAUGGAAACCAAAGGAGAGGUGCCCUCAAUUGUACCAGUGAUCACAGAUACUAGUCAGGGCCAGAAACCAGACAACACUCAACCAACAGAACUCGAAGAAUUGACCUUGACUGUAACAAUGAAUAGAGAGCCUGGUCCGGAUCAGGAAGUGGACAAUAACCAAUGGACAGAAGCUGAAGGAGAAGAGGCCUCGACUGGACCAGAGAGCUCAGAUGAUGGUCAGAUCCAGGAACUGGGAAAUUUCCAGCAGAUGGAAGCUGAAGAAGAGGUGGCUUCGAAUAUACAAAGGAGCCCAGAUGGUGAUCAGGGCCAGGAACCCGAUGAUGCCCAACCAAUAGAAGCCAAAGAAGAGGUGAAAUCAAUUGUAUCUGCGACCGUAGACAUUAAUCAGGGUUUGGACUUGGUCUGUACUGCCAUGGAGGAAGAUAGGCUGACCGAGGAAAUGCAAGCAUCACUAAGUGCCAUUCGCAUGGAAGAGCAGCUUGAGCGGAGGCGGCACCUGAAAACACACCCGGAGUUCUGCGACCUUUUGGAAUCGAUUCUGGAGAACACACUGCAGAACAUACUGAUAGAAGCCAGCAGGGGGGAGGUGGUUCUGACAGCUCGACCCAGAGUGAUCAGCCUGCCUCCUGUGACGUCCAGAAGUACUUUGGAGCCUCUAAACAUCCAAGACAUUUCAGUGAGUAAGGAAGAAUUGGACCAGAGCUUCCCAACAACAUCGGACCAGCUUGAUUGUAAGAGGCCAGCAUCAAUUGCAGCCAUGAAUGCGAUAGCUGGACCUCAUAAUGGGGUUCCAGGAAAGAUGAAUCAAAAGAACUCCUACAAAAUCCAUCUCCCACUGACCUCCAGUCAGAUCAGCAAACAGACUAUCUAACCUUUGAACUGAUGCCUUUCUAAUAGGGAAGCACUAAACCCUUGAUGAGAAGGUGUCUCUCGAGCACUGGUCAAAACCUUGGGUAAAGCAAGAGAGACGGUCUGAUCUGAAUCAGAGGGGGAGGGGGGAAAAUAAAAAGGACAACCUUGGAAUUUUAAAGAUUUUAGUGGAAUAAAUUAUUUUUGUUACGUAAUAGACUUAACAAAAACACUUACAGAGUUAAAAUGCAAACAAACAGCAAGAUUUGCUUGGCUACAGUGCUACACAUUUUGGGUUGAGUGGCACUAAAAGUAAA